Suillus bovinus is the source of this 911-nucleotide messenger RNA. RefSeq lists its product as uncharacterized. Lineage: Eukaryota; Fungi; Basidiomycota; Agaricomycetes; Boletales; Suillaceae. The record is from RefSeq and is a predicted model, not a curated record. The coding region runs from base 83 to 844 and encodes 253 amino acids. The transcript has 2 exons.
UAUGUCAGACUGGUUACGAGUCUAGUUCACACCGCGACUGUCAUCCUUGGAACAUUCUCGCCCUCCAUUACAUACAGUAAACAUGGUCAGAGGACGCAAGAAAGAUUUGACUGCUCCCCCUACACGACAGCUUACACAGCAGCGCGAUUACCGGGCGCGUAGAGCUCAAUAUCUUACCGAGCUUGAGCAACGAUGUCUAAGGGCCGAAGAGGAGAAUGUACGAUUACGACGCGAGCUAGAACUAGCUCGAGCUGCCAUGCCCUUGGGCUUGCCACAGGAAGUCGCACAAGCAUCAUCUGAGCUACUCCGCGACCUACUAAACGCUUCUGCAUCGAUCGCGCGCUUCCAACAGAUCACCGCACCUCGUACGCCAGUCCCUCCCGACGACAAUUCCUUCCAUCAACGCCAACCACCAAUAUCCUCAUAUUCACAACCACCCUCAGGUCCUAACGGCCUUCGCUCUUCCGAAUCAUCCUCCCCUCGUCAAGCACCUUCACAGCCCAUUACGCCUUCGCAUAUUCUUGCUCUUCAAGAAUCUCGAGCUCGCAUGGCACCUCCAAAUCAGAUACUGUUCCCUACUGAUGGACAACGGAAAGAUCGAGCUUCUGCAUCCUCGUCGGCCAGUUCGCAAGCUCAAGCAACGAGCCCAUCGCCAAGCCUUGGUUCCGAAGAGUGUUGUGGGGGGUAUAUCGAUUGCACUCAACUAUUAGAAGAGAAAGAGGGUGAGGUUGAGGGUGAUGAUGAAGAGGGAGAAGGAGACGAGGAUUUUCGAAUGUAUCAUUUCACACACACGUCACAACUUCGUUUCAGUCAAGGUGACUUCCGAAAAGAUACUGAACGCUAAAUACUUGGAACAGCAGUCAGAAUUUCGUAUGGUGUAGCUAUCCUGCGUCGCUGUUACAUUGACAUUG